Sturnus vulgaris (Common starling) is the source of this 2263-nucleotide messenger RNA. It is a transcript of the gene ONECUT1, whose product is annotated as one cut homeobox 1. Gene Ontology annotation, cellular component: nucleus. Gene Ontology annotation, biological process: regulation of transcription by RNA polymerase II. Gene Ontology annotation, molecular function: DNA-binding transcription factor activity, RNA polymerase II-specific; RNA polymerase II cis-regulatory region sequence-specific DNA binding. The record is from RefSeq and is a predicted model, not a curated record. Lineage: Eukaryota; Metazoa; Chordata; Aves; Passeriformes; Sturnidae.
GGACGCCCCGCCGCCCACCAGAUAGAUGUGCGGUCCCGCCGCCCGCACGGCCGACGAUGAACGCGCAGCUGGCGAUGGAGAACAUCGGCGAUCUGCACGGGGUGAGCCAUGAGCCGGUGCCCGCCGGCGCCGACCUGAUGAGCGGCAGCCCCCACCACCGGAGCGCGGUGGCCCACCGCGGCAGCCACCUGCCGGCCCACCCGCGCUCCAUGGGCAUGGCGUCCAUCCUCGACGGCGGCGACUACCACCACCACCACCGGCCGCCCGAGCACGCGCUGACCGGCCCCCUGCACCCCACCAUGACCAUGGCCUGCGAGACACCCCCCGGCAUGAGCAUGAGCAGCACCUACACCACGUUAACCCCUCUGCAGCCUCUACCUCCCAUUUCGACGGUCUCGGACAAGUUCCCUCACCACCACCACCACCAUCACCAUCAUCACCAUCCCCACCAGCGGAUACCGGGCAACGUGAGCGGCAGCUUCACGCUCAUGCGGGACGAGAGGGGUCUGGCAUCUAUGAACAAUCUCUACACCCCUUACCACAAGGAUGUUACCGGCAUGGGGCAGAGCCUCUCUCCGUUGUCUGGAUCGGGCCUGGGGAGCAUCCACAACUCCCAGCAAGGGCUGCCCCACUACGCUCACCCCAGUGCCACCAUGCCCGCCGAGAAAAUGCUCACCCCAAAUGGAUUUGAAGCCCACCACCCUGCCAUGUUAGCCAGGCAUGGCGAUCAACACCUCACCCCCACCUCCGCUGGCAUGGUGCCUAUCAACGGGAUCCCACACCACCCCCAUGCCCACUUGAAUGCCCAGAGCCACGGGCAGAUCCUGGGCUCUGCCAGGGAGCAAAACCCUUCUGUAACUGGUUCGCAGGUCAACAGUGGAAGUAAUUCAGGGCAAAUGGAAGAAAUCAAUACCAAAGAAGUAGCUCAGAGGAUCACCACCGAGCUCAAACGGUACAGCAUCCCCCAGGCUAUCUUCGCCCAGAGGGUGCUGUGCCGCUCGCAAGGGACGCUCUCAGACCUGCUGAGGAACCCCAAGCCCUGGAGCAAGCUCAAAUCCGGCCGGGAGACCUUCCGCAGAAUGUGGAAGUGGCUCCAGGAGCCGGAGUUUCAGCGGAUGUCUGCUCUGCGGCUUGCAGCGUGCAAGAGGAAAGAACAAGAACACGGGAAGGAUAGAGGGAAUACACCCAAAAAGCCUCGGUUGGUCUUCACUGAUGUCCAGCGUCGAACUCUACAUGCAAUAUUCAAGGAAAAUAAGCGUCCAUCCAAAGAAUUACAAAUCACCAUUUCCCAGCAGCUCGGGUUGGAGCUGAGCACCGUCAGCAACUUUUUCAUGAAUGCACGGAGGAGGAGUCUGGAUAAGUGGCAAGACGAGGGCAGCUCCAAUUCAGGCAACUCAUCUUCUUCAUCAAGCACUUGUACCAAAGCAUGAAGGAAUAACCACGAACUAAAACCUCGGUGGAAAAGCUUUAAAAAUAAAUAAAUAAAUAAAGACAGACCAGGACCUCAAAAUAGCAGGUUUAUACUUAAAACUAUUUGAAAAAAAUAUUUAUAAGUCCAAAGAAACCAAAGACUUAUUUCACCUGCAUUAUGACUUUGUUCUAAGACACACACUUUAGUAGGAUGACGACUUGCAAAAAACAGAGAGGAAGAAGGAAGCGAAAUGGAGGGAAGGAAACGGGAAGCAAAGAGAAGAGGAACAGACCACUGGUCUUACACCUUUGCCCAUUAUCAUCUUCACCGUACUUGGCUGUUUAGUGGUUUGGAGCAUCGUGAUUUCCUGUCAUUGAACAGACAUCUUUUGGGAUACAGCUCUUCAUGUCCACAGCAGUUGCCAUGGAGGUGUUUGUGUAUCCGUACACGCCAGUGGGUAGGGACUUAGGGCUGGUCUCCAGAGAGGGCUGUGCCAGGGCACGGCCGACAAAGCGUGGAGUCGUCUGAAUUCCUUGGAAUGGUAGUGUGAUUUUUGCUGUUUCACAGUUUGAACUUGAGUGGUGCAAUGCCUUGAAACAAGUUCAAACUAGGCAAAGAAAUUUUGAAUGGUACCUAAACCAGUGCAUUCUCUUUGUUUGUUAAGGAAUGUUCAGAUUUAAAAAAGGAAAACUAUUCCAUCCAUAAAAAAAAUCGACUAGCUACCAAAGAACACAUUUAAUAAUUAUAUUGCAGGUAUUUUAUUGCAAUGAUUUUAAUAUUCCAAAGCUAUUUUUACACAAAUACUAUGUAGAAUUAUAGGUAUAAACUAAUCUAACUGUAUAACACAUAAAA